Oncorhynchus keta (chum salmon) is the source of this 1840-nucleotide messenger RNA. RefSeq names its product rab GTPase-activating protein 1-like. The transcript is spliced from 9 exons. Bases 463 to 1539 code for a protein of 358 amino acids. The record is from RefSeq and is a predicted model, not a curated record. Lineage: Eukaryota; Metazoa; Chordata; Actinopteri; Salmoniformes; Salmonidae.
AUCAACACGUGCCUCUCUGCUACUGGAGUUUACCUGUGUGAAGGAGUUUACCUGUGUGAAGGAGUUUACCUGUGUGAAGGAGUUUACCUGUGUGAAGGAGUUUACCUGUGUAAAGGAGGUUUACCUGUGUGAAGGAGGUUUACCUGUGUGAAGGAAGUUUACCUGUGUGAAGGAGUUUACCUGUGUGAAGGAGUUUACCUGUGUGAAGGAGUUUACCUGUGUAAAGGAGUUUACCUGUGUGAAGGAGUUUACCUGUGUGAAGGAGGUUUAUCUGUGUGAAGGAGGUUUACCUGUGUGAAGGAGUUUACCUGUGUGAAGGAGGUUUACCUGUGUGAAGGAGUUUACCUGUCUGACUGGAACACCUGUUGGAAUUCUGACCAACUAAUUCUUUGGAGCUUCUCUCUCCUGCUGGGGUUCACGUACCUGAGAGUAGAGGCCUGCAUCCUCCAGCUGUGUGUGUGUAUGUGUGUGUGUAUGUGUGUGUGUGCCAGGAUGAUGGAAGAAGUGUCUAUCAGGGUGGCAUAUGACUCCCACAUCAUAGACCAGAUGGCAGAGGAGGAGAUACUGGCCUGCCUGAUGGCCGAGUCUAUACCCAAACACACGGUUCCCAGUAAGAAGGCCACGCUGAGAGAUAACCAGCCUCAACAACAGGAUGACCACAUAGACAGAUACCAGAGGGAGAACCGUCAGCUGCAGCAGGCCAGUCUGCGUCUGGAGCAGGAGAAUGAUGUUCUGGCCCACAGACUGAUCACCAGCAAGAUCUCCCUGAGGACCGACCUGGAUCAGGCGGAGGACAGAGUGGAUGAGCUGACCAAAGAGCUGCUGAAGACCAGAAAGAAAUUGAAGAAUGCAGAGGAAGAGAAGAGAGGGAAGGAGGAGGAGGCUGCUCAGUUGAAGGAGGUGUUAAGGACAAAGCUGGACAAGGCUGAUCCAGAGGUGAAGAGGAGCUCAGGCAUCAUCUCAGACUACAAACAGAUCUGUUCCCAGCUGACCAGGCGGGUGGAGAGGCAGCAGGCGGCCCACAGAGAGGACCUGGACAAACUCAGGAAUGCUGUGAUGGCGUGUUCUCGCUGCCGACAGGCUCUAGAUUCUCCUGUUAUGGAAGGCUCCGGUUCCACAGCCCCGUACCAGAGAAGUAUCAGCACCAGAGAACCAGGCCAGCAGAGAGACCAGGAAACAGAACCAGACCAGCAGAUGACUGGUACCAGGGAACAAGACCAGGAGAAGGUGCGUCUGAGUGGCCAGGUCACAGAGCUAGAGAAGGAGCUGGCCCAGACUAAACUACAGAUGGUGGAGGCCGAGUGCAAGAUCCAGGAGCUGGAACACCAGAAGGGGGUGCUGCAACGUGAUCUCCAGACAGCUAGGAACAGCUGGCUCACUAAGACUAUACGGUCAGCCGGAGGGGGUCUGCAGAGCAGCAGCCUACCCAGGGGGAGAGCCUCUGCAAUGGGGCGUUCUCUACAUGGCCUCCCCCUCUCAGCCUGGAGCUCCAGGAGACUGUCAUGGGCCCCCAGGAAGGACCAGGGGGGAGAUGUCUGACAUGGAAGAGAGGGGGAGAGACAGCAAGAAGACAUACUGAGAGUAUAGAUAAUAUGUAUUGGAAUGAUUAUACAUGUCUCUUGGUGAUUGUUUGUUUCUGCAUUCUAGUGCCUAUUUUGGUUUUAUUUGUUAUUGUCAAAAACAGAUUUGUAUACAGGAGUUUUAUGUAUGCUUUAUGUAUUGCUUUGGCUCUUAAACUCUUAAAACAAAACUCCAAACUGGUAACACUUGUAUGGCACCUGCCUGGCGCCCGAACAAAAUCUUUAUCUUUACCCCUCUAAUAAAUACCGCUACAACGUUA